Lottia gigantea (owl limpet) is the source of this 741-nucleotide messenger RNA. RefSeq lists its product as hypothetical. Bases 1 to 741 code for a protein of 246 amino acids. The record is from RefSeq and is a predicted model, not a curated record. The transcript has a single exon. Lineage: Eukaryota; Metazoa; Mollusca; Gastropoda; Lottiidae.
AUGAGUUCGGAUAUCAGUACUACGAUGAGAGCAAGGAGAGUUGUGUUUGAUGAUUUUAAUAAAGCUUUUUCUGUUGAAAGUCGAGUAGAAGCUCUACAGAGACAGGUUGAAACAAGGUCUAAAUUAACCAAUGUUCUUAACCGAUCUCAGGAAUGUAAACUGGAUUAUUCAAAAGGGAAGGUGGAAGCUGCUAGAGGUAUUUUUACGCGUAAAUCAGACAGUGAAAUGGAUUUACACCGACAUUCCUUAAAAGAUUACGUCGCACAUCGUGAACUUUUGGACAAAUUUGCCCGAAUGAAUAGGAGGAAAGGCUUGAGCAGUGCUUUAGGAAAAUAUGGUAUUGGUACCGCCAAGGUUGAAAUUCAGCCCAUGAUUAAUAAACGUGUUAAAGAUGCCACACCAUCUGCUAUUCGAAGACGAGAAGCAAAAAAACUUGUGCGACGACGCAAAAAGGUACAUGUAUGGGACCGGACUCUAGACACGCCCGAUCUUUUAAACGCAGGAAAAGACAAUGUUAAGAACUCGAGACAGAACACUCAGAUAAGGGGUAACCGACAUUCAGUAACCCUUCCCUCUGUUAAAAAGUUGUCAUCGUCCACAGCUGACAGUCCACCUAAUAAAGGCACGUUACCGUCGAUCAAUCCUCAAGUUGACCCUAUAGCAUCAGAUCUCACCUUACCCUCAGUGUUUCUCACCCAAUCUCCAUCUAAACCGGAUUAUUCUACAGAUUACUAUAAGUAA